AUGGAGGGUGCCAUAGUGGGCGCCUUGCUGAAGGCCACCCUGCCGAACCUGUUUAAGCUGAUAGGUGACACAUGCAAGCAGCUGGACCCUGAUGUUCGAUUCAUUCAAAGUGAGCUCGCUGCCUUCGGAGAUUCUCGCUGGAGAGGCAACGAAAUCGGCGAUUUGCGGAGAACCUGGAUCUUGCAACUCAGAGGGUUGGCUCAUGAGAUCCAAGACUGCAUCGACAGCUUCCAGAUCCACAAGACCUCUCCCACACAGUUUGCCCACGAGAUCGCUGACCUCAAGAAGAGAAUACAAGAUUCAUCCGAAGCGCUGCACCGUUAUAUCGGCCAGGGGGAGCCGAGCAACGGAAAAGUUGCUCCAAAUCCGAUGGCGAAUGAUGCACAGGAAGAUCUUCUUGCCUUCGUACAGAACCAAUCUGAGAUGAACGCCAAGGUCGUCUGCGCUAUUGGCUUCGGUGGGCAGAACACUGAUCUUGCGAGGCGGGUCUACGAGAAGAAUGAAGUCCGCCGGCAAUUCGGUCAACGGGCGUGGGUCAGUGCGGCGGACAGAACCGUGGAUGAUGUUCUGACGGAGAUACUCAGGCAACUUGAGCGGCGCCCUCGGCUGGGCAUGCUCAUCCUCAGCUGGUUCCUUUCAAUCUUGUGUUUUUUCCGUGGAUUGCUUCUGAAGGUUUUCGGCACCGAGAUGCCGGUCGCAUCCCGGUCCGGCGCCAGCUCCGACAUAGAUCAUCAGCUCAGAUCACUGCUAAGCAAAGAAAGGUAUUUGAUUGUAAUUCAUGAUGUCACGAAAGAAGAGGUGUACAAUAAAAUAUGUGCCUUCCCUUGGGCCAACAGAGUAGGCGGCAGAAUCAUCGUGACGACGGACAUCCAUUCAGCAGUGAGACCCUGCAUCUGUGGCAACGAUCCACCACUGCUUGUUCCAGAUAGCAUCACAUCUCGCCUGGUUUUGGUUGGAGAGGUGGGCACUGGGAUGUUUUACAAAGAGACCUGCUCUGCACUUUGUGACGCAGCCGUAGCAAGAAUGCAAUGUUUUGUCGGCAGUGACUAUGAGAGGAUUGUUGUUGAGGACAUGCUGCUAUAUUUCAGCAUGUUCCCACUUCAUCAUCAUGUUCGGAGGAAUCCUCUAAUAAGGCGAUGGCUGGCUGAAGGACUACUUGUCCAUGCCAUACAGAAGGUGCCUGAGAAUGUGUACCGUUUUCCACAGGAUGUGGCGGCCGAGCAUUUGGACAUUCUCAUCGGCCAAAAUAUUGUCAAGUCCAUUAAGAAGGGCAACAAUGGAAAGGUGACGAGAUGCCAACCUCCAGGUAUGGUGUUCAACCACAUUUGUGCCAGGGCUGUGAUCGAUAAUAUUAACACCUUGCUGUGUGGUCCAAGUCAGAAUGAGACAAUCCAAGAAGCAUAUGUUCGCCGGUUUUCUCUGAGCCUCGGGAGCAGUAUUAAAGAAGUUCCGAGUCAAAUAAGGCGGCUGCGGCAGUUAGAGACAUUCGAUAUGAGUACAAGUGCGGUAGUGACGGUGUCCUCAGAUGUACUCAAGUUGCCCAAAUUGAAACACCUCCUUGGCAAGUUUCGGCUAUCUGAAAAUCCAAGCAUGCUGAAGAAAGGCGCAAAGAAGGUAAAGAAGGUGUUGAAGCUCAAGGAUGAAUUCUCAAAGCUAAAGGACUUCUUGAGGGACAACAGUGUCCUGGAGACUCUAGCAGGAAUCGUCAUCGGCAACGGCAUGGGAUUUCCACAACUGUUGAGUGAUAUGGGGAAGCUGAGGAAGGUGAAGAUGUGGUGUGAUUCCAUGACAAAUGAGUCUACAGACUUGACUGGUCUUAAGGAAGGCAUCAAGGCAUUUACCAGUCACCGAAUCCGUACACCCAACGUUGAUUACUCACUCUCUGUUGACUUCAGCGGCUCUUCACAAUCCUUCCUGGAUUGCCUGGAAGAUCCUGGCAUGCUUACAUCACUCAAACUGCGCGGCAACCUGACGCGCUUCCGUCCAGUUGCUGCAAGGCUGGUUAGUCUACAGGAGCUGUGCCUCUCGUGGACUAAUCUUAGCGGAGCUGCAAUCCAAAUCGGCCUCAGUAAUUUGAGAUGCCAACUGAAAUUUCUGAAGCUGGUUGAGAACAAUCUUGUGGGGCUUGCCAUACAAGACAAGGAUGCAUUCGUAAGCCUGGAACGGAUAUGUCUCGUGGGCAUGCAAAGUCUUGAGGAAAUAAUUAUUCAAGAUCUGAGUAAGCUUGUUUCACUCCACUUGCUCUGUCCUACUCUAGGUGCUCUUCCCGGCAUCCAGAUCCGAAAGCUCCAAAAUCUCAAUGAAGUCGGACUCCAUUAUCAAGUUGACGGUGACAUCAAACGUGGAUGGGAAGAUGCUGCAGUCGGCCAUAAGCGUAAGCUCAGUAUUUUGUCCAUCGGAACACACUAA
Triticum turgidum subsp. durum (durum wheat) is the source of this 2409-nucleotide messenger RNA. Lineage: Eukaryota; Viridiplantae; Streptophyta; Magnoliopsida; Poales; Poaceae. The record is from the annotation of a GenBank genome assembly.